GCGAUGCUCAUUGUCGGUUCAGAAUCGCUUAAGUGUCUUAUCUCUCGGCUGAUAAUAUUCACAACGGCCAUUCAUACGUGGGCAUAAAGAAGUCGUCGAAUAAAUAUAUUAUCACGGUUAUUUAAUUAACAAAUUAAACGUUCAACGACAGUCUUCGACGUUAUUGUCGAAGCAAUUCUUCGACGAAAUUAGAUAGAACGCAGGCGCAUGUUGUGUCACCGGUGUCCAGUUCAGUGUUAAUCGUUAUUCUUUGGUUAUUCGGUGUUAAAAGUGUUAUUUGUGAAAGUAACCAUCAAAGGAUAACGAUACGUGACGGAAAAAGAAGUGGAGCGUAUAAAACAAGAUAUUAUUCCACGCUCCCCAAAAUGGCGGGGCCACUUCUGCUGAUAGCCAUACUCGCUACAUCAACGUUCGCUUAUAACGGCGAAUUAGUGGAACAGGAAUGUCCCGUGGACUGUCACUGUCAUUAUUUUCGCAUCAACUGGGUGACCGACUGCUCCGAAAGCAAUUUGACGAGCAUCCCUUACGAGGAUCUCAGCUCUAACGUCUACGUCCUAGAUAUGAAUGGUAACAACAUCGCACAGAUCGAUCCGUUUCCACACGCGAUCAAGAUAAGGCGUCUCCAGAUGGCGCAUAAUCAAUUGACCGAGCUCAAGUAUGAAUCGUUCGCUGGAUUAACUUACCUACUGGAAGCGGAUUUCUCGUCGAACGCGAUCACUCAUGUCGAUCCCGAAGCGUUCAGGGACAAUCCCGGCUUGAUUACGCUGGAACUUCAGAACAACCCCUUGGAAGAGGUCCAUGGUCCCUUCCUAAAAUGUCGAACGCUGCUCUAUCUCGACCUAAACACGUGCGGCAUCAAACGUCUCAACACACAGUUUUUCCACAACACGACAAACCUGAAUAAGCUCGACUUGUCUCACAAUCCGCUUGGAACCAUAGAACCAGGCCCGUUCGACCAUCUGACCAAUUUGGAGUAUCUGAAAUUAAACGAUUGCAACCUGACCUAUGUUUCGCCAGACGCGUUCAGCCAGCUGGAGAACCUUCGCGAGCUCGAGAUGGCGGAGAACGAUUUGCGUAUGUUGUCCUGGACAAGCGUGCUGGCUCCGUUGGUACGACUGGAGCACCUGGACAUCAGGAAGACCGGCAUCACGAACCUGCCGGGCGACGCUUUCGCGAAAAAUUUGUAUCUACGGCAACUGGUGCUGGCGGACAACGAGUUGUGGCAUUUGGACGUUGGCAACACCCUAGGUCACAAUCUGCAUAACCUCCAAUCUCUGGACUUGUCGAAUUGCAACUUGCAAGAUCGUCUGUCGGAGGAGGCAUUCAGAAACGCCAGCAAAUUGCGCGUGUUAAACCUGAACGGCAAUCCAAUGUUCGCCGCCGACCUUUCCGCGGUGCUGCGCCAUCUACCAAAGCUCCAUAAGCUCUCCUUGAACAACUGCAGCCUGCGACGACUGCCGGACGCGUUCCACGUUUUCGAGCAUCUGGAGGAACUGGACAUCUCGCACAAUCCAUUGUCGAACGCGUUCGUCAGCCUUCUGAACCCGUUGGAAUCCUUGGAAUACCUCGACAUGUCCUACUGCAACCUUGGCCACGUCAGGAACAACACGUUCGCCCACAUGACUUCCUUGAAAAGAUUAAUAUUGUCUGGAAACGCGUUGCACACCCUGGAGGAAGGCUUGUUCGCUAACCUGACGCGCUUGGAGAGUCUGGAGCUGAACAACUGCGACCUCAAGACCCCCAUCGACCCGAAGGUGUUCGGCGAUCGUGCCAGCACCGACAUAGUCGAGCUGAAAUUGAGCGGCAAUCCGCUGGAAGUACCCGAUGACGGGUCUCUUCUUCCAGAACAAUUGUCCAACCUCGAGAUGCUCGAUCUCAGCAACUGCAACUUGUUGCACCUCAACGAGAAUCUGUUCGCGAACACGAGGAACCUCACGCAGUUGAACCUGUCGCGUAACAACAUCUCCGGCACGGAGAAUCUGGUCUGUUUGAAGAUGCUGCGCGGCUUGGAGCACGUAGAUCUCAGCAACAACAACCUGACCACGAUCAACCCGAAGGUGUUCAAUAGGAACCCGCGUCUGUUGUCGGUGAAUCUGCUAGGCAAUCCUUUCACCUGCAACUGCUCGAUCGCGGACAUGUGGGACUGGGCGGUGCACUUCAAGAACGAUCUCCACGUGUUGGUCGGCAGCCAGCCAGCCAACUUCGAAACCGGGGCUGCGAAACUGAGACGGGCGCUGAGCUGCACCUACGACGAGGAGACCUAUCGCAACUUCCUGGAACAGAUACAAGCUAGCGGCGACCAGCGCAGACUUAGAAAAGGUGACCUGGCUCCCACCCGUACCUGGGCGAAGUACGUACGCGAGUCCCAAUGCGGUCACACUUCAUGAUAUUUGUACAACACCCAGCAUCCCUUGAUGUCCGUUUACCGCCACAGGAUACGCAAACACCGGACCGAGCUCUAAUCGUGUCUUGUCGAUAAUGCGCAGGGACGACGUGCUCGCUGCAUUAUUCGUUAUUUAUUAACCCUCUACUGGCAUACCCCGUUUUUUGUUUCAGUGACAUUUAACUACUAUAGGUUCAGUCGUUUAGCUUGAGUAUUAAUUAAUUUAUGACCGUGUAAAUAAAUAGGAAACAGUUUCGUUUUUGGAAAUAUGAAGUACGGUUCGCGCAAUAGAGGGUUAAGAUCGCCGGGGAAUCCAAGAUCGUCCUUUACUUCCAUCGCGUACGAGUUUAUUUUUGUAGGCGUAGGAUUAAGAUCCAUUAAUUAAUAAUUGCGCGCGUGACGUCAGGAUGUUGAAAUAUUUUGUACGACGGUGGGAACGAAACAUGGAAAUUUGAUUAAUACUGCAAGGUGCUGGAAUUUUAAUACGUCUUAAGGCCAACGGAUAUGCUUCCUUGUUCUAGCCAACGUUCUAACCUAAGAGCCACUUUCUUAGCGUUUGUAUAUGAGAAGACGCGGUACUACGCCAACGGCUUCUAGCUGUGAUAUCGAAACGAAGUAGUAGUACGUCGUCUGCCGUUAAGGCUAUAAUAGACCGUUCGAAAUUGACUUAAGUAAAUCGUUAUAUUUGUUCCUCCGACUAUAUGCUGUACGAGCAUGUAUUGUGUGUAAUUUAAGAUGUAAUAUCUGCGGCGUAUGUUGCUAUGAAGUCUGUUUUAAUCACGGGAUCGUCGUUGCGAAAUCAGGUCGUCGAGCAAAGACAGUUUCGAGCGAUCAUUUUUAUUUGGGAACGUUGACUCCCUUUCUCUGGCACGAAAGGAAUAGCAUCGAAGUAUCGUUACGUGAAACGCGAGCGUUCAAAUAUCAAACAAGGACACUGGCCGCCUACCGCUUGAUAAAUACAUUGGAACGUUAUAAACGAUGCGUAAUUUUUUAUUCGUUAUUGAGACGAAUAGAUCAUAAUUACAAAUUAUCCUUUGUAAUCAAUCAGUCGAGUUUCAACUCGUGACGCCAUACUGUUUUGCCAUGUUUAACGUGGAAAUUAAUAAUUCGAAGCAGGGUCAAGAUUCUUUGUUCCGACGUGACACCUUAAGUCGUAUUUCGAAUUAGCCUUGCUGAGCAGGCAAAAUUAGCACCCUCACGUGUCUCGAAGUGCGCUCGUUAGAACUUGUUGGACGUUGAAAUGUAAUCGAAUCUGCAAACGGAGAAAUUCCCGAUCGUAAUUAUCGAAUGGUAGAACAAGGCUACAUCGUAGAUAGAGUUUGGGUGACGGUGUCUCUCAGGGCAUCAGAGUAUCGAGAAACUCUGAAAUCCAUGACGAAGUUAUGAAGUUCUCGAAAGUUAAAACUUGCAUCGCGCUGAAUACAGAGAUUCCGUGCUAAAUAACAUGGAGUUUCUAGCUCGUGUAAGCAUGUCGUGAUUAACAAUUACAAGACCCUUGCAUGCUCGUGUAUGACUGUAUCUCUUAUUGUCGUGUUAUUAUAUGCGAGCGUGUGUUACGUAAAAUUAUGGACGUCGUCAGGGAUAUCCUUCACUCUGGAAACUCAAUUGUUCGAACCAUUAACCCUCGUCUGGUAGACUAAAGCCAAAGUGCACUAUUUUUUUUUUAAAUACUGUAUUUAAGUUAUCGUAGAAAUCUAAUUUAUCGUUUAUUGGAAGGGUUUUGCAUUAAUCGUUAAAGUAACAAGGUUCAUGAACCUUAGCUAGGUGUAGAAAAAUAUUACUAAUUACACAGGGUGUGCAUGUCUUUUGCAAAUCGUUGUUUCAUGAAAAAUAGAAUGUUUCUGUAUCGAUCAAGAUUAUGCAGUUCGUGCAUUCUGAUAUGUAGACUUUGAUUAUACAGGAAGUAUAGGUGCAACGCGUGACGUAAGUACUUGCUAUCACCGUUCCGGGUCUAGAUAUCGCUGAUUGUGCAUCACACUGCCGUUCUAGAGUUCAGUUCAGACCGUUUCUCUUCUUUUUUAUAUUAAAAUGAGAUACCCUGUGUAACGAGUACUCCACCCUACCAGGUGAGGACUUAACCCUCUGUGUUACAGAUUCGUUAUUUACUCGUUCUUUAUUGUAUAUUUAUUAAGUCCUAUCGUUUAAAAUAUUUUUCUUAAACUGCGUUUUCUAUCGGUAAGGUUAUGUCACGUACUAAUUGUUAAUUGCUAAUUAACGAUACCCCGCUAAGAAAUGCUUCUUUUCUCUGUGCGGAUAUAUACUUAUGUUUUUCUUUUUUUUUUUUAUACGAAAUGCUGUCUUCUUUUAACCAGAACGUGUUCUCUAGCAGUGUCCAUGUAUAAAUAGAGUACCUAUAUGAUACUUGGGUUCCCAUUCGAGCCAUCACUCGAACAAUGCAGCGAAUAUUUGAUUCCAAUAUACAUAACAAAACUUCCACCAAGGGGAACACGUACCUUUGAACUAGACUAAAGAUUUUAGUUCCUUAAGGUCACUUAUGUAGCCUGUCUCGAGGACUCGUUAUGUUUUACCGUGCGUUGAUUAUUAUGUACACGUUUAACGUGAAUUUAGAUCAUAAUUUUUUGUAAACAAAUAACGGAAAAGAGUUAUUUAUAUAUGAUUUUUAUCCGGAUAAGAAAUUUGCUCGUCUUUGGGGGAAAAGAUGUAAUGAUAUGGUCCGCGUAGAUAACUCGGUGACCUUGAGUAACUAAAAACUUGGACUCCGUCUGCAGUACAGAAACGAUGAUUCAAAUACACGUCUGUUAUGCUGAUCCCCCGGUGAAACAGAUACGGGAAUCAGAUUUUCAGUCGCUGUCGCUUGAAACAACGCAAAUAAAAUCAAGUGCCGGUACGGUUUCACUAUAUUCAUGAAAUGUAUAAGACUGUAUUUAAUAAAGGAGUCAUUUUUCUUGGUA
Colletes gigas is the source of this 5295-nucleotide messenger RNA. Its product is annotated as leucine-rich repeat-containing protein 15-like. Gene Ontology annotation, molecular function: protein binding. The transcript has 3 exons. The record is from RefSeq and is a predicted model, not a curated record. NCBI's taxonomy places the organism in Eukaryota, Metazoa, Arthropoda, Insecta, Hymenoptera, Colletidae. The coding region runs from base 366 to 2387 and encodes 673 amino acids.